GAUGGAGGAGCGCAGCAGCUGCGCGAGAACAAUGUUUGGGCUCUGAAGGCAGAAACAAAGCGGCGGCGCGGGGAAACACAGACUGCGCGAGCGAGCGGAGGUCAUGCGCUGGAUGAGAGUUGGGGUCCUGUGUUGAAGACUCUGUCCCCGUGUACGAGUCCUUCGUCCCGCUGCGUCCGAGAGCGCGUCGUCAUGAGUCUGAUCCAGGACAAGCUGGCUGGCGAGUUCCUGCGCUCGGGCGGAGGAGGAGGUGGAGGAGGUGGAGGCGUGGAGCCCGCCUUCGGCCCCGGCGUGCUCAUGUUCAGUCACCUCCCUCCUGUCACCAGCUUCACCCGCCUGGCUGGCCAGGGCGUCAUGGCCGAGCUGCAGCCGCACGAGAUGAUCCUGAAGAGGGAGAGGGAGUCGCCUGACUGUGGAGGGGGGGGUGGGGCCUUGUCAGGGGUGGGGCUGGGGGGCGGGGCUUCUGGAGGGGCCAUGAUGGGGGGCGCCGGCGACUACGUGCACACCAUGGGCAUUAAACAAGAGAAGCUGUCGGAACAUGACUACAGGCUGCCCCUGUAUCCAGGGGGCGUGUCUGUUGGCGGUGGGCGGGGAAACCAUGACCUGCUGGAGAUGUCGGUGGGCAACCAUCAGAACCUCCUCGCACACGACCUCAGCUUGGGAAAUCUGUCAGGGAGGCUGGCAAAGGACUCCACAGGGAGGAAAGGUCGAAGGUCAAAUGGAGAUGGACAGGAGGGCAAGACACGGAGGAAGCGAGGAGAGACAAAGUCUAUGCUGCUGGACCCAGACGGUCUGUCCCCCAGCUCUAAACCACACAUCUGUGAGCACUGCAGCGCAGCCUUCCGCAGUUCCUACCAUCUACGCAGACAUGUGCUCAUACACACGGGUGAACGGCCCUUCCGGUGCAGCCAGUGUAAUAUGAGUUUCAUCCAGAAAUACCUCCUACAGAGACAUGAGAGGAUCCACACCGGAGAAAAGCCCUUCAGCUGUGACCAGUGCAACAUGCGUUUCAUCCAGAAGUACCACAUGGAAAGACACAAGAGGACCCACAGUGGAGAAAAGCCAUACAAGUGUGACACCUGCCAACAGUAUUUUUCCCGGACGGACCGGUUGCUGAAGCACAAGCGGACGUGCGGCGAUGCCGUGCGGAAGGGUGUGGAUGGGGUUCUGGUCACAGGGGCCGACGUUGCUCACGGCAGCUACUCACUCACUCAGGGAAGUGCAGCUCCGGCCACACGCAAGCGCGGCAGGUCCAAACCUGCCGGCGAGGGCGGAGAACGCAGGCGCAAGAGGGCGGCGAUCAGCCCGGACAGCUACGGCCUGCACGACUUCAGCACUGUGGAGAACCAGGGCGUGUCUCUCUCGUCUUCGUCGCACUCCUCUUCCUCGGUAGCGGCCGCCGCCCAGCCGGGCCCCGGCGGGCACGGGGAACAUGGGCAGGCCCCAAAAAUGGCCUUCAAGAAGGGGCAGCGGAAGGGCGCGGAGAAGACCCCGCCCUCGGGGGGCCGGCUGGAUGGCGUGGACCUCUCGCACAGUGUGGGCGCGAAAGCAGGUCCCACCAGCAGCAACUAUGACGAUGCCCUGCAGUUCCUGAAGAAACGCCGCUACCUGCACGCCGCCAACAGCGCAGGGGCCGGGGGCGGGGCUUCAGAGUACGACGUGGGUGUGGCCCACCUGCAGCCUCAGCCAACGGUUAUCCAGGGGGUGGUGUCCGGCGUGAUGGACGGCGACGCCUCCCUGGGGCUGCUUGACUCCUCCCCCUUGGCGGAUGGCAAGCAGGACAAGUCCUGCAUCCCGGACGAGGUCCUGCAGAGUUUGCUGGACCACUACGCCCACAAGCCCGACGUGACCUUCGACCUCUCUGACGCGCACCACGUGGAGCUGCACACAGGGUCGGGUGACGGCGAUGACCCGCUGGCCCCCGACGGGGCCCCGCCCAGCCCCGGGGGCGGAGACAAGGCGGCGCUUAUGCACGAGUACUCGCGCUUCCUCCUGCAGGCGUUGGAGCGGACCAGCCACGGCGCCGCCUUCUCGCUCGGCCCAAGCUCCGCCCCCUCCGGCCCUCUGCUCUCAGACAAGCACGCGUACGCCUCCUCAACUCCGGAAUAUUCCUUCGGCCAGCCCGCCUCCGCCUCUCCCUGCCUUGUGCCCUCCGUCCCGAAGUCCCACUUCGGAAUGCUGGGAAACGCUCCGUCUCCGCAGGGAUUCCACCUCAGCGGUCUGGAGCCGCCCGCCCACCCCCCUCCCCCGCAAGCCCCGCCCCCGCAGCAGCUCACGCCCUCCCAGGAACUCACCGAACAGCUGGAGAAGCAGCACGCCUCCACCCCGCCCCCGGCGCAUACGCCCACCUCCGCCUACCAGAUCCCGCCCCCGGCCCCGCCCCCCGCCCUCGCCGCCCGGAAGGAGUCGCGGGGCCCAGAGAACGGCGCGCCGGCCGGCCCCGCCCCCGGCUUCUCCCUGCCCCCCACGCAGGAGCUGACCCCCCUGGACACGGCCAAGGGCGCCUACCAGAUCGAGAACUUCGUGCAGGCGUUUGGGGCGCAGUUCAAAGGGGGCCGCGGGCAGCUGGGCUUCGGCGCAGACGCGCGGGGGAUGCUGGAGCACCGCCUGCAAACGUCGGUCUCGGAGUUCUCAGGGUACACCAGUCUCUUGGCUGACGUCAGCGACCCCGUCACCUCUGACCCCAAAACCCCACCAAGCCAAAGCUACAGCUGAACCGGCUCCAGGACGCAGGUCUCCUCACGGCUCGCAGUCUGAGCUUUGUUUCUUUUUUACUAUUGAUUUGUCUUUUGUUAUGUAUUGUUAUUAUUAUUAAUUAUUAUUAUUAUUUAGUUCUAUUUUAUUGUCAUUAUUUUUUAUUCAUGUUUUCCGUUUCAUAAUAAUUAUAUCACUGCCGUUUAUAUAAACAUGAAAUUUCAACCCAGUUGGUCAGAGAGACCCGAGAGAAAUGCAAUUUCUAGUUUCCCCAUAUUUGCUUUUUGGAGCCAUAAAGGUGUUUUAUUCUUUUAUUGCUCUUUAAUAGCGUUUUAGUCGGCUAAUCGAUUAAUGGCACGGCGUCCCGACGCAAGCGUAGGCCAGUGACCUUUACGUUCUGUCCCUCCUCUCGUGAAUAUUCAUGUAUAAGAACCGUGAAAUCGCAGCGGUCAGGGAGGAGGUCAGAGCUGGCGCCAAAACGAACCGGGGCAAAAAACAGAAAAACAAAAGGAGAGAAAAAGAUUUUGUCUGUUACAAGAAUGAAAGUAUUACUCAGGAAAUAGUGAAGUUUUAUCAGAGGCACCAAGAACGCGUCAAAGAAACGCACCAUUUGCAAAUACCAAGAAGCUUUGGGGGUUUGUUUUUUUUUGUGUGUGUGUUUUCAGGGGGUUUGGGGCGAUAUUUUAUUUUUGUAUUACUCUGAAUGAGUGCUAAGCGUAACAGAACUGCUGCCUGCUCUGAUUCACUGACAACACUUUCCACUUCGCUAUAUAGAGAUUACGGUACUUUUAUGUGUGGAACGCUCACGCUUUCUUUCAAUAAGGGCCAUAUAUAUUUAUAAAAUAUCUAUAUGUAAAAUACCACGUGUAACUUCUCUGGGCAUGAGCAGGUGAUGCUGGGUACCGGAUCAGGGGAGGGGCGGGGGGGUGUUGGUCUGGUGAAGAGUCUUCAGAAACCCGCUCUCUCUCUCUCUCUCUCUCUCUCUCUCUCUCUCUCGCUCUCUCUCUCUCCCUCCCUCUCUCCCUUUGUGUUGGGACUGCAGAUCCAAGAGUUGUCACUAGAGGGGACUGUGGGGACGUGCGUGAGCGGUUCGUCAGACUGUAGGGCCUUUCGUGCUGUCUGGUCUUUCUUUGACUCCUCUCUCUCUCUCUCUCUCUCCCUCUCUCUCUCUCUCUCUCUCUCUCUCUCUCUCUCUCUCUCUCCCUUUCUUCUUCUUUCUCUCCAAAAGAUUCCAGUCCAUAACUUUGGUUUGAACCCCUUUCAUUUCGACGCAGAAGGCCGAUUCUGUAACUGACGCUGUAAAAUGUAUAUUUCUUAUUUUUUUGAAGCAUCAGGAAGGAGGGGGUGGGGCCUCUACA
This is a messenger RNA of Electrophorus electricus (electric eel), 4052 nucleotides long. It is a transcript of the gene znf281a, whose product is annotated as zinc finger protein 281a. Gene Ontology annotation, molecular function: RNA polymerase II cis-regulatory region sequence-specific DNA binding; DNA-binding transcription factor activity, RNA polymerase II-specific. Lineage: Eukaryota; Metazoa; Chordata; Actinopteri; Gymnotiformes; Gymnotidae. Gene Ontology annotation, biological process: regulation of transcription by RNA polymerase II. The record is from RefSeq and is a predicted model, not a curated record.